Molecule: messenger RNA, 1905 nt
Organism: Diprion similis
Lineage: Eukaryota; Metazoa; Arthropoda; Insecta; Hymenoptera; Diprionidae
Product: popeye domain-containing protein 3
Exons: 8
Coding region: 118-1242 (374 amino acids)
Cellular component (GO): sarcolemma
Molecular function (GO): cAMP binding
Source: RefSeq, a predicted model, not a curated record
CGCCAAGGGUGGUUGAUUCACCCUAGCGUCCGAUCAAAACAAACCUUUCACUACUGAAUGGCUUAAUAAGGUAUCUAACCGGUUAUUUUUUUUUCUUUCUUUGUCAUUUUGUGCAAAAUGAGUCCUGGAUUGGGACACGAUCCUUUACCUUCGUAUAACAUAACAGCACAUUAUGGGAACGCCGCUAUGUGCCUGUGGCAACAGCCGCAGCACAUCCUCUUUCAAUUGGCAAAUUUUUGCUUCGCAUUGUCCUACUCCGCGCCGUCUUCGAAGAAGGGAAUACUCUUCAUGCACUCUGUUCUAAUCGUCGGAUUCAUACUAUUUUCCGGAUGGGCUUGGCACGUUAUUUGCGCCCCGGACAUCUUCUCCUGGAAUUUCAGCUUCUUGGUUUUGAACAUAGGACAGCUGGUUUACAUUGUGUACCGAAUGAGACCGAUCAGGUUUGACCCUGAAUUGGAAGAAGCCUACCACACGUUAUUUUACCCCUUCAAGGUCUCCAGACUUCAAUUCAAACGAUUAGUCUCGCCGGAAUUUGCUACAAUAAUGUCACUCCACGCCGGCGAGGCUUAUGCGAUGCAAAAUUUAACGAGGACAGACAGAUUGGGUCUUCUUCUGAACGGCAAGGUGAACGUGCUGAGCGACUCCAACUUCCUGCACCCGAUUUUACCCUGCGAAUUUCUCGACUCACCGGAAUUCGAAAGUUCUCGAGCAUCGGUCGACGAGAAAUUUAAGGUAUCGAUAGUCGCGGCAAGCUCUUGCAGGUAUUUGUUUUGGCAGAGAACUGCAUUGGAGUAUCUUCUCGUUAAGGAGGCUUACCUUGCCACCGUUCUGACAACUCUCGUAGCCAGGGACAUCGCCACCAAGCUCUAUGCAAUGAACAACAAAAUCGUUACGGACAAGGGUUCGCAUCUGGACAUUCGACUCCCCAGCAUCAGUGCUGGUUUGGGUAUCGGCGGGGAGUACAGAAGCCCGAGGGGAUCCAGACAGGCCUUGAUUCGUCGCAAGGAGACGAAGCUGGCGUCCAACAACGGUAAACAUUCUCCAGUCGAUGUCGGUGGUGCGAAGCCGAAGGAUCGCGCUGUGGGGAAUAAUUUGACGAAAAAAGGUGCUCCGAGCAUGGAACCUCUUCCAGAGUUUCCUUCGUGCGACGAUCUCGCUUCCAGUGGAGUAGAAAGCUGGCUUGAUACAUCCAGCAAAUAUCACAGCUGCGAGGUGAUAGACGAAGACUUCCAGUUCAGCUAGAGGACGUUUUGAAGUGGCUUCCGGUGGCGACGACGGUCCUCUUCUUAUAGGGUCAAGUUUACCCUGAGAGAGACGUUUUAUCCUCGUUUCAAGUGAAAAUAUACAAUAUUGAAGAGCGUUGAGUCGGAGAGUUAAAACGUUGAAUGAUUCGUGUUGGGAGAUAUUAGUAAGAGAGGAGGUAGAGGUUCGUUGAAUUUCGGAGUUUGUAGAUUUGGCGAUUGAAUAGUUGGCUGUUGAUUGUUUAACCAUAUCCUAGCAUAUUACGCUUCUGGAGUGACACGUACGGGGGUUAGAAGAACGAGCUAGAUUCCUGCAACCGUUGCACGGGUACCCCAAGUAAUAAAUGUCUUACACUUUGUGUGAUAGUGUUGUAUGAUUAUGGCACGCACAAUGCGUAUUGUAGUGAAGAUACUUUUGCUACGGAUGAUACGUGACAGAUUUAGUGAGAUUAGAGCCGUGCUUGAACAAUGGAUAAAUUAUAAAUAUAGCAAUAAUGAAAUUUAUACAAUUUAAUUUUAAGAAUUGAUCGAUCGUUGUUAAGUUUCAUUAAGAUUGUACAAUAUAUUAUUUACACGUAGCAGUAUAUCGAAUCACUCGCACACAUAUAUAAUAAUUACCUCAUUUAUGUAUACAAACGUUAAAAAAUCUAUUUUCUUCUUAUUA